AGUGUUGUCACUGGCCUGUCGUUGUGUCCUGAAUGAAGUUGCUCGUAUUUACUAUGAAAGAAGAUCAUUUUGAACACGACAAGACUUUGGUAGUACAAUACAAAAGAAGGGGCGUUUUUUUGUGAGUUGUAAUAUGCAAUCUGCGAGGAGGGCGACCCUUCGGCACACGUUCGGCGUACGCGAAUGCAGCGCGAUAAUCGCGCCAUCUGCAUUCUGCGGCAGGCGUCUCCGCGGCCAUGGUAACACUCCAUCGUGGAGCAAACAUUUGCUCUUCACGCGCGUAUGACGAUUGUUUUCUUGUCGCUUUUGUGGUCGCAUAUCCGAAUAUUGUCGCUAUUGUUGCCGUUGUUGGGGUUUACAAAGGGCGAGGUGGCGGUUUUCGUGAUUAUUUAUCACCACCCGGUUUGCUGUUGUGUUCCUGGCCUGGCCUGCACUGGACCGGAGGCGACGCUGUUAGCAAACAGCUAGCCAGAUGAUCAAGUGGGAAUAAGCUGUCAUGCACCAUGAAUUUGUGCGAGAUCUAUGACAAUGCCAAAAAGGGUCGCGAGUACGCUUUGCUGGGCAACUACGACUCGUCCGGCGUGUACUACCAGGGCGUCCUGCAGCAGAUCAACAAGCACUGCCAGACCCUCAAGGACCCGGCGCUUAAAGUCCGAUGGCAGCAGGUGAGAGAGGAGCUGACCGAGGAGUGGGAGCAGAUCAAGAGUAUCGUGGCUGUGCUCGAAGCCUUCAAGACGGAGAGGCCGGUGACCGUACCCGUUCCUCAGUCGGGGGGGAGCGCCGAGGACCCGGCCGCGUGGCCGCCCCCCAUGCCUGCGGAGCACAGGAAUCCUGUCGCUGCAAAGCGCCCCAACAGUGGAGUGAAGCAGCAGAAGAAAGAUUCGCCUGGUCUGCAGCAUCGAGGGGAAGGACAAGAAGGCCGCGGGCAGGCCAAAACUAAGGCCGAGCGUGGCCGCAACGCGAAAUCCAACGAGGAGGGAAAGAAAGGUGAAAAGGAGCAUAAAAAGUUUGAUGGUGUGGGACAUGACAGCGACCUGGUGGAGUCGCUCGAGCGAGACAUCGUGUCCCGCAACCUGAAUGUACACUGGAACGACAUAGCGGAUCUGGAGGAUGCUAAGAAGUUGCUAAGAGAAGCUGUGGUGCUGCCCAUGUGGAUGCCCGACUUCUUCAAGGGCAUUCGACGGCCCUGGAAGGGUGUGCUCAUGGUGGGCCCCCCGGGUACGGGCAAGACCAUGUUGGCCAAAGCCGUGGCGACAGAAUGCGGGACGACGUUCUUCAACAUGUCCUCGUCCACCCUGACCUCCAAAUACAGAGGCGAGUCAGAGAAACUCGUCCGCCUGCUCUUCGAAAUGGCCCGCUUUUACGCACCAACGACCAUCUUCAUAGAUGAAAUCGACUCCAUCUGUAGCAGAAGAGGAACGUCCAAUGAACAUGAAGCCAGUCGCAGGGUCAAAUCCGAGCUUCUGAUUCAAAUGGAUGGUGUGGGUGGCGCCCAGGACAACGACGACCCUUCCAAGAUGGUCAUGGUCCUCGCCGCCACCAACUUCCCGUGGGACAUUGACGAGGCGUUGCGCCGACGCCUGGAGAAGCGGAUCUACAUCCCUCUGCCGACAGCUGUGGGUCGCGUGGAGCUUCUAAAGAUCAACUUGCGGGAGGUGGAGUUGGCCGCCGACGUGGACCUGGACCUCAUCGCCGAGAAGACGGAGGGCUACUCCGGAGCCGACAUCACCAACGUCUGCAGGGAUGCGUCAAUGAUGGCCAUGCGGCGGCGAAUCCAGGGCCUGAGCCCGGAGGAGAUCCGAGCCCUGUCCAAAGAAGAGCUCCAGAUGCCCGUGAUGAUGGAGGACUUCACGCUGACGCUCAGGAAGAUCUCCAAGUCAGUCUCCGCUGCGGACCUGGAAAGAUACGAAGCCUGGAUGUCCGAGUUUGGUUCGGGGUGAAGGACUUCUCGGACAAUGGCUGACUAACCUCUAAUCCCGAUGUCUAGUAUGCCAGAUGAAUACGUGAGAGUGUUUCAAACCUCUUUUGAGUUAGGCACAAUUCAUUCAUGCGUUGAGAAUACAGGUUUUUAAACGAGGAUUGAAGCAGACGCAACUGCUGAUGUCAUCAACUAGGGAUGGGCUUUUGACCACGUGGACAAUGAACAAUAACAAUCCGGUCAGGACUUUUCAAAACUACCAAUCGCAGCACGGCGACAGCCUUUCGCACUGCUCGUUGAGUUUGUUGCGUAUGAACCUCACCGCCGCUGAAUGGGGGUACGAAGUCGAGCCGGCAAUGUUGCGUCCGACCUUUGGAGUUUGUAGCAGAGUUGGAACAAAUGCGGGAUGCCGCCUGCGUGUCAGGGAAUCCCACAAGCGGGCUGGGAAAUGUUAUCGUUUCAUCGACGCUUGUGCUGCGCUGGCGUCGAGCCGCCGUCUCGCGUGCUGUGCUAGCUUCACCUGUGGAUGUUUUUGACGUGUCCUCAAAACCAAUAAAUGAAUGAAUAGUUUU
Phyllopteryx taeniolatus (common seadragon) is the source of this 2490-nucleotide messenger RNA. RefSeq names its product katanin p60 subunit A-like 1 (gene katnal1). Gene Ontology annotation, cellular component: microtubule cytoskeleton. Gene Ontology annotation, molecular function: microtubule binding; microtubule severing ATPase activity; ATP hydrolysis activity. Bases 504 to 1940 code for a protein of 478 amino acids. The record is from RefSeq and is a predicted model, not a curated record. NCBI's taxonomy places the organism in Eukaryota, Metazoa, Chordata, Actinopteri, Syngnathiformes, Syngnathidae. Gene Ontology annotation, biological process: microtubule severing. The transcript is spliced from 11 exons.